AUGCAAGCCGCGAGCGCCGCGCAGCUCUUCCAGUCGGAUACUUCGCUAGCGAUCGGGCGCGAGCGCGCCGCCAAGGCCGAGCGUACCGCGCGCGGCGGCGAGUACGGCUAUCCCAUUUGGAUUGGCACGCACAGCAGCCCUCUGCCGGGCAACACGGCCGCGAGUCCGGAUGCUCCUCCCCCCGACGUGCGUGCACUCGCGACCAAGGCGGCCGGCGCCGACGGCGGCCUUGCCAAGGCGAUCACGGCACACCUCGCGUCGCCUGGCGAUCGGUGCAUAUGGACGGCCGAGAGCGGGCGUCUCGCGCGUGCGACCGACAUUGAGUCGGGCGAGUGUGUCCAGCAGCUGCGUGGGCACACGGCGCCCGUGUCUGCGCUUGCGUCGCUGCAGGUCGGCGAGCGCCUCCUCAUGUUUACUGCAUCCUGGGACAAGAGUAUCCGUGUGUGGGCCGCCGGCACCGAGAAGCGACCUGUGCCCCUGGUCGUGGUGCCAGACGCGGCGAGCGACUUUAUCAAGGCACUGCACGUCGACGCCGCGCACGCGUGCCUAGUGAGCGGCGGAAGCGACAAGGUCGUGCGUGUGUGGGACGUUGCGCCGCUGCGUGCGUGGGCCGAGCAGCAGACGGCCGACAGCUGGGCGUCGCCGCGCGGCUGUCCUGCGCCCCGUGUCGUGGACACGGUGCGUGCGCACACGCGCCCCGUGCUGAGCCUUGCGUCGCUCCCCCCCGCCCCUGUCGACGCGCCUGCGGCGGAUGACGUGCCGACCGAGUGCACGAUUUUCUCCGGCGACUCGAUGGGUCGCAUCCUGCAGAUCACGAUUGCCUGGCGCGAGGGGCGCGAGGGGCAGUGCGAGAUUGUGCGUGAGCUCGAUGGCCCCGAGACGGGCGUGCUGCACAUUUCCCCGUUGUGGCGUAUGGACGACGACGAUACCCAGUACACGGCCGAGGUGUGGACGACGUCGGCGGACAAGAGUGUGCGGCGCUUCCCCCUCUCUGCGCGCGCGCGCCGCGGCGUAGCGCCCGGGCGUGUGUCGCAUGCUGGUGCGGCACAUGGCAAGCUGUCCUCGCUGCGUGCAGACGUUGUCCUUCCGCUGCGCGAUGCGGCCAAGGCCGUGUUGCCGCUGAGCCAGCUGGGAAGCGCCUAUAGUGAUCUUCUCCUGGUCGGCCACGACGAUGGGGACGUGGAUGUGUGGCGCGUGUCGACCCCUCCGGAGCUUGUGCGUGUGCUCGAUGGGCACUGGCACGAAGUUACGUUUCUGGACGCGUGGCGGCGAGCCGACAACACGCUGUGGAUCCUCUCGGCGUCGCUCGACGGGACGAUCCGGCGGUGGCCGCUUGCCGAGGUGCUGCACCCCCCCGCGCCCUCGUCUGCGCCUGUGCCGAGUCUGCUGACGGCCGAGGAAGAAGCCGAGCUAGCCGAGUUAAUGGACGAGUAA
Malassezia japonica is the source of this 1434-nucleotide messenger RNA. RefSeq lists its product as uncharacterized. The transcript has a single exon. The record is from RefSeq and is a predicted model, not a curated record. Gene Ontology annotation, molecular function: protein binding. The coding region runs from base 1 to 1434 and encodes 477 amino acids. Lineage: Eukaryota; Fungi; Basidiomycota; Malasseziomycetes; Malasseziales; Malasseziaceae.